UCAAUAGGCCUUUAGAGACGGAGAACACAAAUGCCUGCAGACGUUCCACAAUACAACGGCGUUUCAAGCAGUUCAAGUGUUUCAAUGGCACGAGAGUCGGUAUGGAAGCGGACGAAAGCAUAUUUUCGCAGAAUGCGAGGGAAAAAGGUCGGCGGGUGGAUCGCUCUUCUGCUUCUUUUGAUAUGCGGACAAGAAAUCGAGGCUCAUUCUCCCACUGAUUGGCCCAUUCGAGAUACCUCUUCAAUCAAUAUUAUUGAAUGUCCAUAUGACCAUAAAAUCGGAGACAAUGUCAUGACGUCGGGUCCUGCAUUAAAAGGCGAGGCAUGGGAAAUGAAUGGAUUUUCUGAUUUUAAUCUGCGAUCUGGAUCGCUGGAGUUCGGUAAAGGAGACAUCUGGGUGCAACCGUCUGAUAGAGAUGACGACAGUAUUCCUAUGUCCUCACAUAAUAGACUUGUUAUGGAAUUCCCACCGAAGUGGAUAGACACUACAGAUUUCGCACCAAUAAUAUGCACAACGAGCCGCGCUACGCUGGGAUAAACUAGACCUCGUAGCAGAAUUCAAUUCACCCCUUUAAUAUUUAAAUUACGUUCCAGCUUGAUUAUGUCGGCGGAGAAUUGCAUCUGAUAAUAGGAAAAUGUCUGCACAUUUUUAAAUCAUUGAAAAUAUACACUAGUGUAGAAAAUUAAAUCGUGCGAUUUAUUAGAGUCGAUAUUUGAUUGAAUCAAAUUAAUAGGUGAAUCGAUGGACUAGUUUUUCGUAUUAUUUCCGCUUUUGUGGAUGCAGUUUUCAAGGAAAAGGUAGUAGUAGAACAGUUGGUAACCCACGAAUUAUAAACAUAAUAAACUUCAAUAAAAAAUUGUUCCAUCCAGUUCAAACAUGAUGAAUAAAAAAAAUAU
Messenger RNA from Fopius arisanus, 896 nucleotides. RefSeq lists its product as uncharacterized. NCBI's taxonomy places the organism in Eukaryota, Metazoa, Arthropoda, Insecta, Hymenoptera, Braconidae. The transcript is spliced from 3 exons. The coding region runs from base 31 to 537 and encodes 168 amino acids. The record is from RefSeq and is a predicted model, not a curated record.